Messenger RNA from Coregonus sp. 'balchen', 2434 nucleotides. The record is from the annotation of a GenBank genome assembly. Lineage: Eukaryota; Metazoa; Chordata; Actinopteri; Salmoniformes; Salmonidae.
UUAUUGAAUGACAGUAGCUAGCAAGAUUGAGUAUACUCAAUCUCAAAAACAUUAGCGAUGUUUUCACAGACAUGUUGACAUUGUAUACCUAUUGAUUUCGACUCGCUGAUCACUGUCGUAUCUGGAUAUGCCCCAGCUAUAAACUACACUUUAGAAGGUAAGUUAGACACAUGCAUUACAUGGUUAUUAUCGAGCUAGCGAUGGUUGUUGUUGUUGCCAACUAGCUAGCUACAGUAGCUAUCCUUUGAUCAUGGUGGUUCUUGCAACCUGACGGGUAGCAUUCAUUGAUCCGAGCUGUAGCCAGCAAAAUGAAGCUGUUCUUUUCUUCAUAGCUUUUGCACACUGCUAUGCUGUCUGUCCGUCAUUCUCAGCCAACUUGUCUGGCAGGUGCUUCCUACAGAAGGCAAGGAUGAGUCGUUUUCUAAAUGUUCUGCGGAGUUGGUUGGUAAUGGUGUCUGUCAUUGCCAUGGGAAACACAGUCCAGAGCUUCAGCGAUCACAGCUUCCUCUCUGAGAAGCUCUACACGGGGACACCAGAGUUUGGUGAGUAGUUUCUACACAUUAUUGGAAUGCUCUCUCUAAAGCAGGCCAUGCAGAUGGACACCUUACCCUGCGAGGGCGGGGUGGGUGCAGGCUUUUGCCCUAGCCAAGCAGCAACCUGAUUUGUUUCCUUUAAUCAAUUCCUUCACUGAAUUAUGAUUUGAUGUAUCAGGUGUUUCUGUUUGACUGGAGCAAAAGCCUGCACCCACACGGCCCUCGCAGGGUAAGGUUUCCAUCUGCUGCUGUAGAGUCUAGCUCUUGAACACCCUUUUUAUAGGGUUUUCAGAGGUUAGCUUUGCACACGGUUGGCUGCGUGUGAACUACAAUUCUGUUGCGGUGUUUUAACGUUUAUAAAUGUCAAUAAUCAUUGCUUUCUAAACAUAUGGCCCUUAUCUUUUAUAUCAGCGAGAAAUAAUAUUUCAAAUAAAAAAAUACACACUGACUGUAGCAGUUUUGCACAUAUCCAUACGCUGUGUGUGUCUCCAGUUGACGAACUACACUUCCUCCUCAGUUACGCUUACACAUAGGUGUUCGGGGCACGUUAGAUAGCUAAUUAGCACAGGUGGCUGCCUAUGUCUUCCGUCUGUCUUCCGUAAACAAGCACUGUAACAUCAAGAUAUGGCUGUGUGGGAACACUAACUCUACUAAGGUGUGUUGUAAUUUAGCCUUUUGUUUUUUGAAAAUUAUAUAUUGCUGAUGUGAAAGAUAGGUUCCUUAUGUUAACAAAACUGAUGCAUUUUAAACGUUCAGAAUGAGCGUCAGGGCUCUUAACAAAACUCCCCCGAGCAGAAGAUACUACCGUCAAUAGGCGCAAAAGCAGUUAGUCUCUAUGAUUGGGGUACUGUAGAGUCUAUCCAUACAAUCCUACAAAUAUCCUGUAGGAUUUUGUCAUUAUGCCUGUGUAUAAGAAUGUGGGUUACACAUUGAUUUGUCUACAUCACAGGAGCUUCACAGUAGCAGUAUGCUCUGUCUCCUCCAUGGUGCAAGGAAUUCAUAGAACUUAAUUUAGGUGUUGCUUCCUUUUUACAGUAAAUGGCCUCCAAGCAAGAACAUUUGGAAUCUGGACAUUGUUGUCGUCAAUUAUCCGCUGCACGUGCGCCAUUGACAUUCAGAACAAAACGUAAGAUUUCCUACAUCCCUGCACUGUUGUGUCUGUUCAUGCAGCAUUGAGUGUAUUAGCUGAUUCAUGUUCUGUGGGAGUUAUCCUAAAUAGUUAUCUUUCUCCUCUUCCUGCAGGCUCUAUCACAUCACCCUGUGGACAUUUGUACUGGCUCUGGGACACUUCCUGUCUGAAGCCUUCAUCUACAAAACGGCACCUCUGACCAUUGGCGUUAUGGCACCUCUCAUUGUGGCGAGUAAGUACUGCAGCUCUAUAAUCCCAUCUGAUCAAAUAGUGAGCUUGUUUUGUUAUAACCAGGAACAACACAGUGUUACCAGGUACAGAAUGUGCAUCGCUCAACAAAAUGUUUCAUCUGAUAUCAUUUGCUCAGAGCUUGUGCUGCUGGUGUCUGUUAUUGCAGAGGAAACCCCAUUGCAUCCUCUCACCUCUCCAGGUUUCUCUAUCGUGGGAAUGCUGAUUGGGUUCCAUUGUGGUCCAGAGCCUCAGGAGGAGGUGGCUGCACGGCAUAAGAAGCGGAACUGAUUCCAAGCUGCAGAAAACUGUUGUCAUGCAUUGUGCCAUUUAGCCCACCAAUAGAGAGAGCUGUGGGACAGUCUACUGCUUCUUGUCUUUAAUAAUGAGUGGCCUAGUUACUAAACUGUGUGUACACAAAGACAAGUCCAAUAGGUCGAAACUUUUAAGAGGGGGUAUACAAUAACUGGAAUUUAUUUUGCAGGUGAUUUGUACCUGUGCUACGUGAUUUGUACCUGUGCUAGAAUAUACUAUGGUUUAUGGC